This is a messenger RNA of Pistacia vera, 2190 nucleotides long. RefSeq lists its product as uncharacterized. The record is from RefSeq and is a predicted model, not a curated record. NCBI's taxonomy places the organism in Eukaryota, Viridiplantae, Streptophyta, Magnoliopsida, Sapindales, Anacardiaceae. The coding region runs from base 14 to 1969 and encodes 651 amino acids. The transcript is spliced from 13 exons.
CGAAGACAAGCUCAUGGAAACAGAAGAAGAAGAUCCGUUUCUCUCAUUGAUCGAGUACGCAAGGUCGGCGCUAUGGCCUGAAGAAGAAGAAGCAGGUGGUUACGAUCCGAAUAACAUUGGAUCGGAAACCGGCGGGGCCGGGUGGAGCUGGAUCGCGUCUCGCAUUCUCAAGACCUGUAUUGCUUAUUCGAGCGGCGUCACCGUUGCAAUUCUUCUGUCCUAUCUUUCUCAGGCGUGGAAUGAGCAACACAGGGCUGGUGUUCCGAAGAAGAGACCAGAGAUUAUAAAUCAGCUGAAAAAGAAGCAUCGGAGGACUAAGCUUUCGAACACUGUCACGAUUGAUUCUAUCCAUGAGAAGAAAUUUUUGUCAUUAAAUAGCGUUUUGGAGGCUGUUAUUGUUGAUGUUUUUGUUCUUCCAGGUACGAACAUUUACAUGCUUACUUUAGGGGAUUUUUGGAGCUCCAAUACUAUUGAUCUUUAUCUCCAUCGCAGGUACUAUGAGUUGGUGGAUCCACACAAUGGGACUUUGAAGAAAGGAAGGGAAGUUUUCCUCACAGGAUGCUAUCUUCGAACUGCUAGAGCAGGAUCUGGUAGUCCACGACUUCUUCCUACCGAAUAUCUUGUAACAUUGUUAGAUGAGGAUCAGGAUGAUGAUGCAAUUUUGCUAGGAGCUAAGUUUUGUUGUGAUUCUUUCUCUUCCAUUUCUCUUGAUGCGGUCAAUAAUGGGGCUUCUUAUUCAUUGUAUGCAAGGAUUGAAUCCAUUGGAUUACUGGAAAUUCAGGGAGCAUUUGGCAGUUUACAGGGGAAGCAAAUUACACUUGUUGAUACUGAUGGUGUCCGGCUAAAGUUUCUUUUGUGGGGCGAGCAGGUUCUCCUAGCCAAUCUUUUCAGUGUUGGAAGUAUGCUUGCAUUGGAUAGACCAUAUGUUGCAAGUUCUGAAGAGAGUGCUUUAGAAACAGGCGACAAGUUUUGCCUUGAAUAUGGUAGUGAAACACAAUUGUAUAUAGUGCCUUUCAUCCAACAUGAGGAACAAGUAUGUGUGGCAUUGACACAAAAUAGACACCAAGGUUCAAGGCUGCUAACUGCAGUGGAUCCUAGUCAAAGUCCCAAAGUUUCUCAGGUGACCUUGCCUUGUGAUUCUCAGGGGUCCAUUGACUUCAGUAACUACCCUUUUCGGUUUUUGAUAAGCGACCUUCGUGACAGGAUGACUAGCAUCAGCCUCUAUGGUGUUGUAACAGAUAUUUCUCGCAAACAAAAUACUGCAGAACUUGUCUUCUCUUUGAAAAUUGAGGAUAUAACAGGAGCUGUCUGUGCAAAGCUUCAUUUUGCUGAGUUUUGGUCAUUGGGAAGAAUAGGCCUUGGUCACGUGGUGUAUAUAUCCGGCUUGUCAUGCUCCAAGACGAAACAAAACUGUAUCGAAGUACAGUGGUUUGAGAAGGAUGAUGGAGCUUCUGUCAUCAAUAUUAGUUGCUUGCCGGCAUUGUUAAACUCAUCUUGUCUUCAUAAGUUGUCGUGCCUUUCUAACCUAUCCAACUCAAAUAGCUAUAUGCAUAUAUGUCGAAUUUGGCUAAACCAAAUCGAUCACUGUUACGUUAAUACAAGAUUUUCACAUGCCCUUUGCGGUCAUUUUGUCAACGAAAAGCCUAAUGGGGCUUUAGAAUGCAGUUUCUGUCACUGUAACUGUAAUGCUGAAAUUGUUCGCACUUUCCACCUGAAAAUCACUCUUGCUGAUGAGCGUUCUAAAGUUUCUGCAUGGUGUACGGGUCAAACUGCGACAGAGUUACUUCAAAUUUCUCCUGAUGAAUUCUAUGAGUUGCCUGAGGAGGAACAGGCUAUGUACCCUUCGUCACUGGAAAACGAAAGGUUCAUGGUUGCAUUAGUAAAUGGCAAGAGGCAGAUUGAAGGUCUAACACUACAGACUCAUGAUGCAUAUUCAUGGGAGAUCACUCGUGCAUUGAAAUGCGAAUAAGGUUAAUCCUGUAAUGCUGCUUGCCCAUGUUUUAACUUAUCGUAAAAGAAAAAAAUUGCACGAAGAGGUGAAAUAAGGUGUCGUGCAAUACUCUUACGAGAAUUUUCUGGAAGGCAAUAUGCAAAGAUGGCAAGUUACAUGUAGAACAAAUGCAAUGUAUGCCCUCUUAUCAACUUCAGAAAUCAAAAAGGAAAAAAUAAACGAACCCGAAAAUCAUUGGU